AUGAAGUUCUGCGCCUUCGUUGUCUUUGUUGCUCUUAUCUCUGUAGCUUCAGCUACAUUCGGUGGAGUAUACAGUGGCUUAGGUUACUCGGGUCUAGGAUAUUCAGGACUUGGAUAUGGAAGUAACUACUUGGGAGGAUAUGGUGGAUACGGCGGAUAUGGCGGAUACGGAGGAUAUGGCGGAUAUGGUGGACUUGGAUAUGGCGGAUAUAGUGGACUUGGAUAUGGUAGUUAUGGUGGAUAUGGCGGUUAUGGUGGUUAUGGCGGAUACCGUCCGUCGUAUGGAUAUGGAUACUAUGGAAGCUCAUAUUAUCCCAGCUACACCGUUGGAAUUGGUAGUGGAUGGUGCUGA
Hermetia illucens (black soldier fly) is the source of this 351-nucleotide messenger RNA. Its product is annotated as neuropeptide-like protein 31. The coding region runs from base 1 to 351 and encodes 116 amino acids. NCBI's taxonomy places the organism in Eukaryota, Metazoa, Arthropoda, Insecta, Diptera, Stratiomyidae. The record is from RefSeq and is a predicted model, not a curated record. The transcript has a single exon.